Caenorhabditis remanei is the source of this 459-nucleotide messenger RNA. RefSeq lists its product as uncharacterized. The record is from RefSeq and is a predicted model, not a curated record. The coding region runs from base 1 to 459 and encodes 152 amino acids. Lineage: Eukaryota; Metazoa; Nematoda; Chromadorea; Rhabditida; Rhabditidae. The transcript has a single exon.
AUGAGUUCCAAAACAGUGCUCUCUCUCCUCAUCAACCUCUCCAAACAUGCUCAUCCCUCUCCAACCACCUUCGGAGAUGCUCUCAGCUGUCUCGCCACUGCUUUCUCCCAACCGAAACCAUUAUUCCAAUCGAAUGAGUUGCUCAUCGCAUCGUCUGCCGUUUCCAAGUCAAUCCCUCUCCUGGAUUCUGCUAUCAAACAAUUGGAUAUUGGUAUGAAUAUCGAUAGAAGACAGGAUGCUCAGAAAGUUCUCUCCGGAUUGGUUUACAUUUCUGAAGAAUUGGAAAACGAGGCAGGGCUCCGGGAGCUCAUCAAUUCUAGACAUGUCAAGUCUAUCAUUGGAUUUAUUGAGAAUACGGAAGGUGUGGAACCGGAAAACGUGGAAUGGGAGGAAGUGGACUUGACAGGAAUACCGAAAUCUCAUUAUUGGUGGUUUGAAUCGAAUGAAUCGAAUGAAUAA